GGAGCAAUCCAAGGAGUGUUGUUGUAUUUGUCCAAAUAUGUGCUAAACCACGUCACUGCUCACAUCGCAUUCAAUCACACUCUUCCUCAGCAGCACCAUUCUUCAUCCUCCCAAGUCUUUUGGGUCCACUCCCAGUUUCCAGUUUUCUACACUAUGGCAUUACACGGGCUGGUCAUCUUUCUCGGUCUGCUGCUUUUUCUUGAGAUGCCGUGUUCUUUAACAAUGGUCAAUUCUGAUUGCCCAUUAGAUCUAAGUCAGUCUAACUUUACACCGGCGGCCUCAAUUUGCUCCACCAAGGAAGAAAGAGGGAACUGUUGCCGCUACAUUAAUGCCUUAAUUGCUGUUUCUGUUGCUCGAUAUGCAAAUCUGACAAGUAAUCUAGGGGUUAGUCUGGACUCAGUUGAGAUCUGCCUCCGUACAAUAUCAGCAACAUUGGAUUUGUAUGGAGUAACAAGAAAUGCAACUGUCUUUUGUGGCUUUGGGACUAAAAUUCCUGUUAAUUAUGAUUGCCAAGGUCGAACAACUGUUAAUCAGAUGCUACAAUCUCCAAAGUUUACAGAUGUUGAAGAAAAUUGCAGAGUGCCAUUGAGAUUGGAAAGUGACUGCAGGAAGUGUUUAAAUUCUGGCAUUCUGUAUCUUCGAAAUCUUAUUGGUCUGGCAGCAGAUAAUAUGACCUUGAGCACUUGCAGGGAUGCAACCUUUGUGGCUCUUGCAAGCAAAGUUGAUAAUGUGACAAGUAUUAAUAUUGCAAGCUGUUUUUUUGGGGUCCAAGGAAUUCUUAUCCCUCCAGUGUUGUCUCCUUUGCUGUCUCCACAAACCUCACCAAGUCCACCCGUUCCUGCUAGCAGCCCAAGUCAGCUUUCCUUGAGUGCACCCCUUAAGGACAAAGGCCACCCCUACCACCUGACAUUGGUCCCAGGUAUUGGCAUUGCCAUUACCGUAAUGGCCUUGGUGAUGCUAGCUGUCUUAAUCUUUCUUAUCCGUACAAAAAACGAAGAGCUAGACUCUUCUGAUACAUUUGAUAGGACCUGUCCAAAAGUUUUUCACCAUCCUACAAGGAAGCUUCAGGAAGGUCCUCCCUGUACAUUCAGAAAAUUCAGCUACAAGGAUACAAAGAAGGCAACAAAUUAUUUUAGCACCAAAAUUGGGGAAGGAGGAUUUGGCACAGUGUACAAAGCUGAGUUUGAGGGUGGUCUUGUGGCAGCAGUAAAAAGGAUGAAUAAAAUCUCAGAACAAGCAGAGGAUGAGUUCUGCAGAGAAAUAGAGCUCCUUGCUCGGCUACAUCAUCGUCAUCUUGUUGCUUUGAAAGGCUUCUGCAUUGAGAAACAAGAGAGGUUUCUUGUAUAUGAAUAUAUGGCAAACGGAAGCUUGAAAGAUCAUCUUCACUGUCCUGAUAAAACUCCCCUUAGCUGGCGUUCAAGAAUUCAGAUUGCCAUUGAUGUUGCAAAUGCUUUGGAUUACCUUCACUUCUAUUGUGAUCCCCCUCUGUGCCACAGGGACAUCAAGUCAAGCAAUAUAUUACUUGACGAGAACUUUGUGGCAAAGGUUGCAGAUUUUGGUCUUGCGCAUGCUUCAAAAGAUGGUUCCAUUUGCUUUGAACCUGUAAAUACAGAUAUUAGGGGGACUCCAGGUUAUAUGGAUCCUGAGUAUGUAGUGUCCCAAGAGCUUACAGAAAAAAGUGAUGUAUAUAGUUAUGGGGUUGUAUUACUAGAGUUGCUGACUGCAAGACGAGCAAUACAGGACAACAAAAAUUUGGUAGAAUGGUCUCAAGCAUAUAUGACAUCAGAGUCACCGAUAACUGAGCUUGUUGACCCCAGAAUUGGGGAUGCUUUCGACUUUGAUCAACUUCAAACUGUCGUAGGAAUUGUUAGAUGGUGCACUCGGAGGGAAGGGCAAGCAAGGCCUUCAAUCAAGCAGGUCCUGAGGGUUUUAUAUGAGUGUGCAGAUCCAUUGCACAGCAGCUUUGUUGAAGCAGUUGAAGAUGGAGAGUAUAAUGGAAGCGGAAGGAUGAGCAGCAGUAAACUGCAUAGGGGUGAGGGAAUCUUUCAUAGUGGGGAUGGAAGGUGCCUGGCUUCUUCUUCAAGCACAUCUAGGUCUCAUUGUAGCAGAAGCUUUCUACUCAACUCUCCACAGUCUCCUUCCAACUUACCAUCUAUUUGAGACUUUUUAUUCAGCUCCUUGGCAAGAGACAGCACUGUGUAUUCACAAAGUUGUGAGCUGGUGGUAAAUGCAGUGAUUCAUUUAGCUGGAAGGACAUCUUGGUUUCAUACGAGUGCGAGCAUUAUCCUGUUCUAAACCGGCUAGCGACGUCGCGGACAAUGGAGAAGCUUGCAAUUGUUUUUUUUUAUUCCCCAUUGCUAUAUUGAUUUCUAGGGCUACCUCUGAUGCAAAUGGUAAUUCAGAAUGCUACGCCCUUGCAAUUUUGGGGAACAAUGAGAUUGUUGAGAAGCUUUGUUUGAGUUUUCCUUCUUGGUAUGUCAAAUGGCAAUGGCAUGGUACUUGUAGGUUAAAAAGAAGCAUCAUUAUAUGUGAUUCUUUUGGGAGGUAGAAUGCACCUUCUCUCGUGUUAUGGAAGCAUAAUGCUUCCGCCGUCACUAGUAAAGUCGUAAUGAACUCCUUUUUCCUA
Molecule: messenger RNA, 2626 nt
Organism: Coffea eugenioides
Lineage: Eukaryota; Viridiplantae; Streptophyta; Magnoliopsida; Gentianales; Rubiaceae
Product: probable receptor-like protein kinase At1g49730
Exons: 9
Coding region: 154-2160 (668 amino acids)
Biological process (GO): protein phosphorylation
Molecular function (GO): ATP binding; protein kinase activity
Source: RefSeq, a predicted model, not a curated record